Molecule: messenger RNA, 1215 nt
Organism: Otolemur garnettii (small-eared galago)
Lineage: Eukaryota; Metazoa; Chordata; Mammalia; Primates; Galagidae
Gene: AKR7A3
Product: aldo-keto reductase family 7 member A3
Exons: 7
Coding region: 176-1213 (345 amino acids)
Molecular function (GO): oxidoreductase activity
Source: RefSeq, a predicted model, not a curated record
CGCCCAAGCCACAGCCAUCCCGCCCCUCACUCGGUCGAAGUGCAGACGGUCCCUAAGCUCUGCUGAGUCACGGUGGGGAGGGCCAAGCUCGGCAGAGUCACCGGGAAGGGGUGCGGCUCGGGUUCUGUAGCCCCUUAGGCUCGCCCCGCCCCCCGGUGCCCUUCCUUAAAUUGGCAUGGUGGUUCCUGGUUGCUGCACGACUCCUGGACAAACCCCGGCCACCGCCAUCAUGUCGCAGGUCCGGCCCGUCACGGUGCUGGGCGCCAUGGAGAUGGGGCGCCGCAUGGACCCGCUUGCUAGUGCCGCGUCCGUGCGCGCCUUCCUGGAGCGCGGCCACGCGGAGAUCGACACUGCCUUCGUGUACAGCGAAGGCCAGUCUGAGAGCAUCCUAGGCGGCCUGGGGCUCGGGCUGGGCGGCAGCCACUGCAGAGUGAAAAUUGCUACCAAGGCCAACCCAUUGUAUGGGAACUCACUGAAGCCUGACAGCCUCCGGUCCCAGCUGGAGACAUCAUUGAAGAGGCUGCAGUGCCCCCGGGUGGACCUCUUCUACCUGCACAUGCCAGACCACAGUACCCCAGUGGAAACGACCUUGCAGGCCUGCCACCAGCUGCAUCAGGAGGGCAAGUUUGUGGAGCUUGGCCUCUCCAAUUAUGCUGCCUGGCAGGUGGCCGAGAUCUACACCCUCUGCAAAAACAACGGCUGGAUUCUGCCGACUGUGUACCAGGGCAUGUACAACGCCACCACCCGGCAGGUGGAAACGGAGCUCUUCCCUUGCCUCAGGCACUUUGGACUGAGGUUCUAUGCCUACAACCCUCUGGCUGGGGGCCUGCUGACCGGCAAGUACAAGUAUGAGGACAAGGACGGGAAGCAACCAGCUGGCCGCUUCUUUGGGAAUAACUGGGCUGAGAUCUACAGGAAUCGCUUCUGGAAAGAGCACCAUUUCCAGGCCAUUGCCCUGGUAGAGAAGGCUCUGAAGACCACUUACGGUGCCAGUGCCCCCAGCAUGACCUCAGCGGCCCUGCGCUGGAUGUACCACCAUUCCCAGCUGCAGGGAGCCCAUGGGGACGGUGUCAUCCUGGGCAUGUCCAGCCUGGAGCAGCUGGAGCAGAACUUGGCAGCAACUGAGGAAGGGCCUCUGGAGCCGGCUGUUGUGGACGCCUUUGACCAAGCCUGGCACCUGGUUGCCCACGAGUGUCCCAACUACUUCCGCUAGCU